ACCAUGGCGGCCACAUGGGGCGUUCUCGUGACCUUUGCACUCGUGACCUUUGUGCUGUUCCAAACUACCGGAGCUGCGUGCCCGAAAGGAUGCCUGUGUCAGCCUACAACAACCCAUCCCUUUUUGGUCACCUGUACUGGGGGAAACAUCAUGAACAUUCCAAGCAAUCUACCCCCAAACAUCACAUCCCUCACCCUGACAAGUACCGGCAUCACCGAGGUCCGAGCCACUGAUCUCAAGGGUCUAACAAGGCUUACCCGACUCCUACUGCCAAGUAACAAGAUUUCAACCAUCGAGUCAGGUGCCUUGGACGAUCUCGCUCACCUUGAGUUCUUCGAUAUUUCUGGUAACGCUCUAACUGCGUUACCGUCGGGCCUCUUUAAAAACUGCCCGAUUCUCAUGCAGUUAAAUAUGGGGUCAAAUCAAAUUUCAACUCUGUCAGAAAGCGACCUCUCAGGUUUGACUCACUUAGAGUUCUUAGACCUGGGUGAUAACCAGAUCACUUCUAUUGGGGCGAGGGUGUUUCAGGAUCUAGAUAAUUUGAACCGUCUCGGCUUGAGUGGUAACAAUCUGACCGACCUUGACUCUACGCUGUUCGAGUAUACGCCAAAACUGUUCAGUCUAGACCUUAGUGAUAACCAGAUAACAAAGAUUUCCAAGAGCCUGUUUUCCAAUGCUAAACAUCUGAACCAAAUCGUUCUCAGCAACAAUAUGAUAUCCAUGAUCGAAGAUGGCGCCUUUGAGGCAUCCAACCUCAAUACCCUCAAUAUUCAACUGAAUAACAAUCAGUUGACGUCUAUCACUAAGAAUACCUUCAAGACAGGGGGAAAGGAAGGCAUAUCAUCCUUAACCCUUAAUGACAACAAGAUAGCAACCAUUGAAGCAGGGUCAUUUGAUCACGCUAAGUUCCUUAGAACACUAGAUUUGUCGCAUAACGAGCUUACAACUGUCCCCGCUGGCCUAAUGUCGGAAAGUGUGUCUCUCAGCCUGGUCAGCUUCGAGUUCAAUAAACUCCAGUCUUUCCCUAAGGGCGUCUUCGGUACAACAACUAGAGUAGAGACGCUCAAUCUAGCCAACAACCAACUGACUGAGGUUGGAGAUGGUGCCCUGGACGUGUAUUACUUGCAGGAAGUCGAUCUCAGCUACAACAUGCUGAGUGAAAUUUCCUUUUCCGGGCUUAAAAACGUCCAAACAAUCUCUCUAAACAACAACAAGUUAAAAGCUCCCCCAACCGGCCUUAGCGACGCGGCGUUUCUAAUGACGUUAGAUCUGUACGACAAUGACAUGGAUGAGAUUCCCGCCCAUGCUUUUGAAGGGUUAGAGAGGCUUUCUCGUUUGAACCUUGCAAAUACUCUUAACGUGAACGGCACACUUAACGCCCAGGCCUUUUGCAACCUCCCUUCCCUGCAAUCUCUGGUUUUAGACGAGGAUCAUUUGCAGUCUGUUCCCUCCGAAGCGUUGAAUUGCCUGUCUAAUUUGACCUCGUUAACCCUGUCUUAUAAUCAAAUCAAAAACAUCACGACCGACUUUGGCAAAUCUGCCAACCUUUCUGCGCUAUUCCUAAAAGGUAAUGGCGUCAGUAUGGUUCCUACGAACAUGCUUAUGUCUUACGUCAAUCUAAGUCGGAUAGAUAUGAGUUCUAACUUAAUCACCCACCUGUCUAGCAAUUCUUUCCCAAAUACCAAGUUAACGACCCUCGUGUUGGACGGUAACCGCAUCAGCUUUAUCGAAAGUGGUGCUUUUGUUGGCCUGUCUAGUUUGGAAACGGUUAACCUUGCCAACAAUCAAGCCAGCUAUCUGCCUGGUAACAUUUUCUCGGGCUUCAAAAACUUGAGCAAAGUGUCCCUUGACAACAACCCCUGGGCAUGUGAUUGUUUAAUGAAGGAUUUCGCCCGCUGGCUUAACAUGUCAGACCCAAUGCUCGAGAUUGAAGUUGAAUGCCGCUCUCCUUCUAAGUACUUCGGAAAGAAGUUACGUGACUUGGACGUUGAUGAACUCACUUGUGACGACUGCAAACCACAAACAUCCGCACCAAAGAUCGACCAAUCAGGGGGGCAGGUGCAAGGUACUGUGGGUAAAGACACAGUCCUGACGUGUAACGUGACGGCCUGUCCUCAGGCAGAAAUCUUCUGGACAAUUCCACAGUCUCCAGGAGUAGAGCUGUCCAAGUAUUCCUACCAAUAUAAUAAGUUUCGAGUUAACUAUGAGGAUGGAAGCCUGACAGUGGCUGACACAAUGGCGAGUGAUGCCGGAGAGUAUCACUGUAAGGCACUCAAUGGCUUAGGCUCUGACUCCAAGGAUGUGCAACUGACAGUUAUGUAGAUGGAAAACAGACAAAAUUUCCUAAGCAUCACAAACUACUAGUAGUAGAAAGAAUUGUAAAGAAUUGCAUUGCUAGUAUGAAUUUAUAUCAGACCGUGCUCUUAAAUUGUAUGCGCAUAUAUCACUGUCUCUAGUCAGCAAAUAGGUUUUGUAGCAUUAGUUUAAAAUUUGUUUUCUGCUAAGUGCCAUUUUAGCAAUGUUUUGAUGUUCUAUCUUGAAAAUAAUGAUACUUUUUAACAUCAUAUAAAGAUGAGUCUUUUUCCUAUUGUAAUAAGGACAAUGGUGAUGUUUUAAUUCAAAGGAUUGGAAAACCACUCAGUUUCUGAGAAAUUUUGAACUGUUUGUCAGUAAAUCAAACGUAGUGCACUGUAUGGUGUCAACUUUUCAUAAUGGAUUUCUGCUUUGAAUACAGAUAUUGAAACCACACAUCAAAAGGAGUAUUUUUUCUAUAUAUCAUAUAUAUGGGGCUAGGCGUGAUUAAUCGAUAUAUUUUUCCUAUUAGGAUUCCACAGGAGACCUUGUUCUUCAUUUUAACUAAAACAAGAUGAAAUCCUUGCUAUAGUAAUCUGUCAAGUUGCGCGACAUCUCUA
Branchiostoma belcheri (Belcher's lancelet) is the source of this 2912-nucleotide messenger RNA. Its product is annotated as leucine-rich repeat-containing protein 15-like. Lineage: Eukaryota; Metazoa; Chordata; Leptocardii; Amphioxiformes; Branchiostomatidae. The coding region runs from base 4 to 2322 and encodes 772 amino acids. The record is from RefSeq and is a predicted model, not a curated record. The transcript is spliced from 2 exons. Gene Ontology annotation, molecular function: protein binding. Gene Ontology annotation, cellular component: extracellular matrix.